AUGAAUAUUUGCUUUUUUCUUCUUCGCGCGACCAGCACUUGCGACUUGGCGCAUUCACGACCACCUUAUGCUGAUGCUGCCCUCGAGAAAAUCUGUGCCAACGACCACUCGCAUCUCGGCGAAUCGCCCUCGUGCCUCUCUCAGCCCUCCAUUGCCAACGCAUUCCACUUCUUGGAGCACAACCUGUCCUCCACGCACGCACGGCAUCAUAGGCACUUGGGGCCGGCGACGGGCCCGGAAGGCAUUCCCCGUCCUUACGCCGUGACAGACCCCCCGCAUCAUACACCGGACAUCCCUGAGGACUGGCACGUCGCCCACGUGCAUGAUGGCCCCCUCAAGUGGACUCGCCUCCAUCCUAACGGACGUAUCUCGUUCAAGAGGCAGAAGGCAUGGAUCUCCCAUGCUACCGGCCGAACAUCCAACUAUUUCCUAACCCACCCUGAAGAUCAAAACCGUUUUCUUAUCGCUUAG
Messenger RNA from Colletotrichum lupini, 471 nucleotides. RefSeq lists its product as uncharacterized. NCBI's taxonomy places the organism in Eukaryota, Fungi, Ascomycota, Sordariomycetes, Glomerellales, Glomerellaceae. Bases 1 to 471 code for a protein of 156 amino acids. The record is from RefSeq and is a predicted model, not a curated record. The transcript is spliced from 4 exons.